Molecule: messenger RNA, 1042 nt
Organism: Lethenteron reissneri (Far Eastern brook lamprey)
Lineage: Eukaryota; Metazoa; Chordata; Hyperoartia; Petromyzontiformes; Petromyzontidae
Gene: EXOSC3
Product: exosome component 3
Biological process (GO): exonucleolytic trimming to generate mature 3'-end of 5.8S rRNA from tricistronic rRNA transcript (SSU-rRNA, 5.8S rRNA, LSU-rRNA); nuclear polyadenylation-dependent rRNA catabolic process; U4 snRNA 3'-end processing
Cellular component (GO): nuclear exosome (RNase complex); cytoplasmic exosome (RNase complex)
Molecular function (GO): RNA binding
Source: RefSeq, a predicted model, not a curated record
UCCCCCCCACCUCCACCCCACUAACUGCCACCUCGUGCGAUCCGGUCCGUGCCUCCACCACCACCGCCGCCACUGCCGCACGUGGUUGUGGUUGUUGUUGACUUGUGAGACUCGUCGUUGAAAAAGGAGGAGGAGAAGAAGAAGAAGGAGGCCGCCUCCCACCGGCCGCCGCAUGGCGCCGCGUCACAGGGCGCUCCGGGUCGUGAUGGCCGGCGACGAGGUGGUGGUGGCGGCGGUGUCGCCUCAUCAUCAUCAUCAGCAGCAGGAGGACUUGGGCCUCGCCACCACCACCGCCUCCUCCCCCGCGGGGCGCGUGGUGCUGGGCCCGGGGCUCCGGCGCGAGGGGGACGUGGUGCUGGCGAGCCGCUGCGGCGUGCUGCGCCACCGGGAGCCGCACACUUACUGGGUCGAAUCGCACCAGAAGCGGUACGUGCCCGUCAAGGGCGAGACGGUGAUCGGAGUGGUGACGGCACGGGCGGGCGACGUCUUCAAGGUGGACGUUGGUGGCAGCGAGCAGGCCAGCCUCUCAUUCCUGGCCUUUGAGGGAGCCACAAAGCGAAACCGGCCCAACGUGCAGGUGGCAGACCUCGUGUUUGGCCGCCUCCUCGUGGCCAACAAGGACAUGGAGCCCGAGUUGGUGUGCAUGGACAGUGGGGGCCGAGCGUCCGGCAUGGGGGUGCUGGGUCCCGGAGGGUUUCUUCUGCACUGCUCGCUGGGACUGGCGCGGAGGUUGCUGCAGCCGGACUGCGAGAUCCUGCGCCGGCUGGGCGCUGCGUUUCCCAUGGAGAUCGUGGCCGGCAUGAACGGGCGCGUGUGGGUGAAGGCGCGCUCGGUGCGCAACACCCUCCUGGUGGCCAGCCUCCUGGACAGCAGCGAGUUCAUGAGCCCGCGGCAACUGCAGGCGGCGCUCGCGCGCAUCCCCGAAGACCUCGCGGUGGCACGCUGAGCAGCCCCCCCUCACCCCCGUCCACAGGGACGUCCACCCACCCUCCCCCCUCUUCACUGACAGACGUUAGGUUUUAUAAAUAAACGAGCGAUUUGU